This is a messenger RNA of Punica granatum (pomegranate), 4314 nucleotides long. Lineage: Eukaryota; Viridiplantae; Streptophyta; Magnoliopsida; Myrtales; Lythraceae. The record is from RefSeq and is a predicted model, not a curated record.
AUUUCGUCUCUGUCACUCCCACCUCUCCAUUUUCCUGCUCUUCCCCUCCCGACCCUGCACUCCGUUUAUCUUCUUCUCUGCCUCGUACAGCUCCUCGGACAACAUAGGACACCAAUCCUAUGACUUCCCGCAGGGAGAAGAUGGACUCCUCUUUGGCUUUCUGGGCUGCAGUUUUCCUCAUACAGCUCAUUUGUUUCGUGUCCCUGGUGAGUUGUCAGAAGGCUGAACCAGAUAUUCUUGUGGACUCUGGGGCCACGUCUCUCUCUCAUGAGAGGAUUGGCGACAGGCAUUCUAGAGAUUAUUGUGCGAUGUAUGACAUAUGUGGAGAACGCAGCGAUGGGAAAGUUUUAAAUUGCCCGUACAGUUUCCCAGCAGUAGAGCCUGAUGAGCUGUUAUCUGCAAAAAUCCAAAGCCUUUGUCCCACUAUAACUGGAAAUGUUUGCUGUACAGAAGCCCAGUUUGAUACACUACGUGCACAAGUUCAACAAGCAAUACCAUUUCUUGUGGGCUGUCCUGCAUGCUUAAGGAACUUCCUGAACCUCUUCUGUGAGCUUUCUUGCUCCCCUAAUCAAAGUCUUUUCAUCAAUGUAACAGCUGUGGCAGAGGUUAAGAGCAAUGUUACAGUCGAUGCCAUUGACUUUUUUGUUACCGAAGAAUUUGGAGAAGGGUUAUAUAACUCUUGCAAGGAUGUAAAGUUUGGGACAAUGAACACACGUGCACUAGAAUUUAUUGGUGCGGGGGCAAGAAACUACAGAGAGUGGUUUGCGUUUAUUGGCCAGAAAGCAGAGCUCUAUUUCCCUGGGUCACCUUAUGCAAUCAAAUUUAAGACAAGGGUUGCCGAGUCAUCUCCUAUGAAGCUCAUGAAUGUCUCUGUUUAUUCCUGUGGCGACACUUCAUUGGGGUGCUCUUGUGGGGACUGCCCAGCUUCUCCGGCGUGCUCUGGUGUAGGACCUCCUCCUUCGCAUAAAAGUGAUUCCUGUUCCAUCAAAAUUGGAUCUCUUCAGGUCAAAUGCAUUGAGUUUUCGAUGGCUAUAUUGUACGUUGUUUUAGUUGCUGCAUUUUUUGGAUGGACUUUCCGUGGAAAAAGUGAAAGGAGGAGAUCUGCAUCUAUGAAGCAGCCGUUACUGGAUUCUAUGGGGGAAGGUGGAAGUAGUGAGAACGAUGAGAAGCUGCCAAUGAAGGUGCCUGAAUAUAGCAGAAGAGACAACGUUCACUUUUCCUCUGUCCAUGGAUAUGUCACAAGUUUUUACCGGAGUUGGGGUAUAUACGUGGCGAGAAAUCCAGCUCGCGUGCUGUGCUUGUCAUUGGCUGUUGUCCUCUUACUUUGUGUAGGUCUCGUUCGUUUCGAGGUGGAAACCCGGCCAGAGAAGCUGUGGGUUGGCCCUGGGAGUAAAGCAGCGGAAGAGAAACAGUUUUUUGACAGUCAUCUUGCUCCCUUCUAUAGGAUCGAGCAGCUCAUCUUAGCAACUCUUCCUGAUGCCAAUAGUGGUGCGAGACCAAGCAUUGUCACAGACAGUAACAUCCAGCUGCUUUUUGAGAUACAGAAAAAGAUUGAUGGAAUCAGUGCUAACUAUUCUGGAUCAGUGGUGUCCCUAACCGACAUUUGUUUGAAGCCACUUGGGGAAGAUUGUGCAACUCAAAGUAUACUGCAGUAUUUUAAGAUGGAUCCUGAAAAUUUCGAGACAUACGGAGGAGUGACCCAUGCUGAAUAUUGCUUUCAGCAUUAUACAUCAGCAGAGACAUGUCUGAGCGCAUUUAAAGCUCCACUAGAUCCAAGCACUGCACUGGGGGGAUUUUCUGGAACUAAUUAUUCUGAGGCAUCCGCAUUCGUCGUCACCUACCCAGUUAAUAAUGCUGUAGAAGAUGCCAAUGAUGCGAAUGGUAGGGCCGUGGCAUGGGAGAAGGUUUUCGUUCAAUUAGCGAAGGAGGAGCUGCUGCCACUUGUGCAGUCCAACAAUCUCACCCUUUCAUUUUCUUCUGAAAGCUCAAUUGAGGAAGAACUGAAAAGAGAAAGCACUGCAGAUGUUGUGACAAUAGUGGUGAGCUACCUUGUUAUGUUUGCUUACAUAUCGGUGACAUUGGGAGAUACACCUCGCUUAUCCACAUUUUAUAUCUCCUCGAAGGUGUUACUUGGUCUUUCGGGAGUUAUCAUUGUGUUGCUCUCUGUUCUUGGGUCAGUUGGAUUUUUCAGUGCUUUGGGAGUCAAAUCUACUUUAAUCAUAAUGGAAGUCAUUCCUUUCCUAGUCUUAGCGGUUGGAGUGGAUAACAUGUGUAUAUUGGUUCAUGCUGUGAAAAGGCAACCUUCAGAUUUGCCUUUAGAGAAUCGAAUAAGUAACGCGCUUGUUGAAGUCGGACCAUCAAUAACAUUAGCUAGCUUGUCUGAGGUCCUUGCAUUUGCAGUUGGUGCUUUUAUUUCUAUGCCAGCCUGCCGUGUCUUCUCGAUGUUUGCUGCUUUGGCUGUUCUAUUGGACUUCCUUCUUCAAGUCACUGCAUUUGUUGCAUUAAUAACAUACGACUUCAGAAGAGCCCAGGAUAACAGGAUUGAUUGUUUCCCAUGCAUAAAACUCAAUUAUUCUGAGGCAUACGAUGAAGGAUCUGAUCAGAGAAGACCAGGACUGCUAGUCCGAUAUAUGAAGGAAAUUCAUGCUCGUAUACUUGGAAUCUGGGGGGUUAAAGUGUUCGUCGUUGCUGUCUUUGUUGCAUUUACCCUAGCAAGCAUAGCAUUAACUACUAGGAUUGAAGCUGGAUUGGAGCAACAAAUUGUUCUUCCUCGGGACUCCUACCUUCAGGGGUAUUUCACCAAUGUCUCCGAGUAUCUCAGAAUUGGACCACCAUUAUAUUUUGUUGUUAAGGGGUACAACUAUAGCACUGAAUCAAGUCACACCAACAAGUUAUGCUCUAUCAGCAAUUGUGACUCAAACUCUCUUCUCAAUGAGAUAUCAAGAGCCUCUUCAACCCCAGAAUCAAGUUAUAUAGCUAAGCCAGCAGCAUCCUGGUUGGACGAUUUUCUCGUGUGGUUAUCUCCCGAGGCUUUUGGUUGCUGUAGGAAAUUCAUAAAUGGUACUUAUUGCCCUCCCGAUGAUCAGCCUCCGUGUUGUUCACCAGAUGAAGGCUUAUGUGGGUUUGGUGGUGUAUGCAAAGACUGCACGACGUGCUUUCGCCGAUCUGAUCUGUUAAAUGGCCGGCCUUCUACGACACAAUUUAAGGAGAAGCUUCCUUGGUUCCUUGAUGCACUGCCAUCAGCUGACUGCGCAAAGGGUGGGCAUGGGGCUUACACGAGUAGUGUUGAUCUAAAUGGUUAUGAGAGUGGUGUCAUUAGAGCAUCAGAAUUUCGGACAUAUCACACGCCUCUCAAUAAUCAAGGCAAUUAUGUUGACUCUCUGCGUGCUGCCAGAGAGUUCAGCUCCAGAGUUUCUGAUUCUUUGCAGAUGGACAUAUUCCCAUAUUCAGUCUUCUAUAUCUUCUUCGAGCAAUACCUCAACAUAUGGAGGGUAGCUUUGAUCAACAUCUCUAUUGCACUUGGUGCUAUAUUUGUUGUUUGUUUGGUGUUCACAUCGAGUUUAUGGAGUUCGGCGAUCGUAUUGAUUGUUUUGGCAAUGAUGGUCGUAGAUCUGAUGGGCGUCGUGGCAAUUCUGAAUAUCCAGUUGAAUGCCGUCUCCGUCGUAAACCUCAUCAUGUCAAUUGGGAUCGCUGUUGAAUUUUGCUUGCAUAUAUUACAGGCGUUCCUGGUAUCACGAGGUGAUCGAGACCAACGAAUGAGAGGGGCUCUCAGUACCAUGGGGGCUUCUGUCUUCAGUGGCAUUACACUGACGAAACUGUGUGGAGUAAUCGUCCUUUGCUUCUCUAGAUCAGAAAUCUUUGUGGUUUACUACUUCCAAAUGUACCUUGCACUGGUUCUCAUAGGUUUCUUGCAUGGCCUCGUGUUUCUACCAGUGGUGCUUAGUCUGUUCGGCCCCCCGUCUAUAUCUACUCCUCCUGCUCCUCCAGAACUUAGUUGAUGCCGAGAAGAAGCGUGGAAGAAGCGAAACUUGGCGUUACAUUACGAGUUUUCCUGUUUCUUACAGCAAUUGAUACAUGUACAGAGGAGAAUUCUGAAUGCUCUGUAACAGAUUUUUACGUUAUUCUCAUAGAAGAUACUAGAGUUCAAUCCCGUGCACAGCUUGUGUUCGAUAUUAUAUCCCGCAUGGUACAAUGAUCUUUUCUAUAUAUUUCCGGUAGUAAUUGUAUGUACCAUUGCGUCUGACGUUAGGCUUAGCGAUUGUAGAACCAUCCAUGAUUUGGUGAACCUGAGUUGAUUAUAAUGAACUUUUGUAA